Messenger RNA from Protopolystoma xenopodis, 432 nucleotides. The record is from the annotation of a GenBank genome assembly. Lineage: Eukaryota; Metazoa; Platyhelminthes; Monogenea; Polystomatidea; Polystomatidae.
AUGCCGUCGGUCCACCUCCAUUUGGUGCCAGUACAACCGAAGAAGGCAGUUCUUCAAGUCACAGGAUCUUCCAAAAGUGCACCUGACAUCGUCAUCCCUUCCCUUUUUUACACAAAUGUACUAAUUGCGGACUCUGAUGGACUCCGAUGUCAACAUACACUUCACAUUGUACCCUCCUUUCACUCCUUUCAUCGCCAUUUUGCGAGUAGCGCCUCGCUGGAGACCCAACUUCUUCUCCCUCAACUCAUGCGCGAACAGUUGCCGCUGAAGCAAGAUUGUCAUCCUUUUUGCUUGGCCGAAAGCGCCGGUUGCAUCCACCAACACUUGCUUCAUCAUCAUCGCUUUAUGCUACAAGAUGAAAGAGGAAUUGCCGCAAUCUUUGCUCCAUCCGCCCUGUCCGCCUCUCAGCAUAGCCUCAGGGCCCGCAAUUGA